CGGGAAAUACCCUGUAGGUUUUGAUUCCCUUGCGAAUGUCGAAAUUUUGCGUAAAUUUGCGACAUAAACGGUUGUAUCUGAUUUUGAUUGGGUUGGCUUGGAAGUUUUAUUUUUUCACAGCACCUAGCGACACAGACCUGAGUAUUUGAUAUAAAUAACAGCUUGAUAGUUCCACGCGUUUUUGAGUAAAAGAGCCUUGACAACAAUAUAGACGAACAACAAAGUGAUCCUAUAAGGGUUCCGUUUUUUUCCUAUGAGGUACGGAACCCUAAAAAGACCUUGUUCGCGAUUAAAAGUGAAGCGAGCAGCGACUGGCAAGUAUUUGGGGUGUUUCCACACACGAGACGAGCGUAAUGCACUUGUCAUAACAAAGGUUGCGCUGCAGCCGCUAGCCCGCGCCGCGCCGCCCGUCGCCCUUCGCCCGCCUGCCCCCUCUCUCAGAACUUAUUAACGUUGAUCGUUAAUUGAAUUUUGUUUAGGGCAUCGACUACACUGAAGUGAGAACGAUGACCCCGCUGCAUCUACUACACGCGGUGCACCUGCUGACCGCAGCCCACCUCGUCCGUUCUGAGCAAUACGGACGCAGUACUCAUGUCUAUGAUGGUGAAUGCUUUGACUUCAUCGUAGUCGGCGGCGGCACCGCCGGCUGCGUGUUGGCCAACAGGCUCACUGAAGACGAACGAACCACCGUGUUGGUCGUCGAAGCCGGGGGAGAUCCGCCGUAUGAGUCGAUGUUUCCAGGCUUGUUUCCAACGAUGGCCGGAAGUCGAGUCGAUAAAAACUAUACGUCAGAAAAGGACGAGAGGGCACAGCAGUGCCACAGGAACCGCGUCGCCAACCUGACGAGCGGGCACAUGUUGGGCGGCAGCAGCGGCCUUAACUACAUGCUGUACGUGCGUGGCGCACCGCCGGACUACGAGCGCUGGGCGGCCGCCGCUGCUGACCCCGCCUGGGCCUGGCCGCAGGUCCUCCCCUACUUCAUCAAAAGUGAAAGGCUCAUGGACCCCGGCUUGCUGAAUUCCCCAUACAAAAUAUAUCAUGGGACACAUGGGUACAUGGGAGUCGCGCGCGAACAUCGAAGGGAAAUACAUAAGUUUUUGGAGGCCUUUCGUGAGCUAGGACACGAAGUUCUAAUGGAUGUGAACGGAGAUCGUCAUUUAGGAUUCACUAACCCGCUGUUCAACAUCGCUGAGGGCGUGCGGCAGAGCGCGGCGUAUUCCUUCCUAGCUCCGAUUGUUCAUCGCAAAAAUCUAUAUAUUCUCAAGGAUACCUUAGUCACUGAAAUCAUAUUCGAUGAGAACAAUAAUGCUGUGGGAGUUAAAGUAAAAACUCAAGAUGGAGCCAUUUUAUGUUUAGUGGCGAGAAAGGAAGUUAUUUUGUCAGCGGGCGCCUUCAGAAGUCCUCAGUUGUUAAUGCUGGCGGGGAUCGGGCCCAGGGAGCACCUGGCGGAUCUCAAAAUACCGGUUCGAAGUAAUUUGCCGGUCGGAUUAAACUACCAGGAUCACGUAGCGGUUUUUAUGUCGAUCAAAAUGGAUAAAUCGAAUGCGUCCUCCGCGCCGCCUAACAAACACUUAUUUCCGUUACCCGCGUUCGUCGGCUACGUGGCUCUAGACAAGCGCCAGGCAUACCCCGACUACCAGGUGGUCAACUUUGUCGUGCCUCACGAUUCCGAAGUUCCAUUUAACUUGUGCGCGUUCGGUUACUGGUACGAUUACGACAUUUGCCACAAUCUUCGUAACGGCGGCAAAGGAAGGAAUACGCUAUUCUCGACGUUGAACAUACUGCACCCAAGGUCGCGAGGCAGAGUGACGCUGCGCAGCAGGAACCCUGAGGAUCCUCCUGCCAUCCAUACGGGGAUGUUUUCUGAUGAGCGCGACUUAGACGAUCUUGCCAGAUAUUUAGAAGAUCACGCCCGUAUCGUGAAUACGACGUACUUCAAAAGCGUCGGCGCGAUGAUAGUAGACUUGAAGUUGUCGAUGUGCGGCGGGAUGCGUGUCGGGAGCGGGCAGUACUGGCGGUGCCACGCGCGGUGCAUGAUGAACACGAUGUACCACUACGCGGGCACGUGCGCGCUGGGCUCGGUGACGGACUCGCGGAUGCGCGUACGCGGCGUGCGGCGGCUGCGCGUGGUGGACGCCAGCGUUAUGCCCACGCUGCCUGGAGCCAACACGCAUGCUCCCGUCCUUAUGAUCGCUGAAAAAGCCGCUGAUUUUAUAAAAGAGGAACAUCGUUUAUGUUACAAGAAAUAAAACUUUUGUAAUCCCUAAUUAAACAACAAGUUAAUUAAGCAACGAGCACUGUAUAUAACAGUAAUGUAUAUAACAGACCUAUAGCAUAUUGUCCCAAUUAUUUAUGCUAGCAACAGCGCUGCUUUACGAGAUUAAUGAUAAUUUUCUAACAGAUAGAGACGUUAGGACAUACAUACAUACAUUAAAAUGUAAAUAAAAUAGAAUAUUCAAUUUUUUAUAAUACGUUUCAUAAAACAUCUAGAAAUAAAUUUGAAUUACUGUUCCAAAGCUCUAAUCUGAAAGAGAAAUAGUUUUUAGCACAAAACUGUAAGCAUUGUGGGAUAUCAAAUGUUGUUGCUAUCGACAGUCCUAGCAUAUCUAUGUAUCUUUAUUUGUCCAUUAACUUUGAUUAGAAAUAUAUUAUAAGUAGAACUGUGUCCAUGAAUAAUCUUUUCUCAUUAUUAUUUACUUGACGGAUUUUUAAAAUAUUUUGCUACUCGUAUAAACAAAUAUACAAGUAAUUUAUACACAUUUUCUUUUAAAGCAAAUGUUCGAGUGAGUUAUGUAUCGGGUGCACCGGUGACACAGCAGAGGGCGCUGUAAAGAUUUACUGUGCAGCUCCCGCGGACCCCAGCACUUUACAUUCAGCGCGGUGCCGAACGCCGCGAGCCAGGCGACGGGGCUCGGGGACCAAAUUUUUGUUAAUAGUAUAAUUAGUAGUAGUUAACAAACGAAUAAAC
Molecule: messenger RNA, 2968 nt
Organism: Papilio xuthus (Asian swallowtail)
Lineage: Eukaryota; Metazoa; Arthropoda; Insecta; Lepidoptera; Papilionidae
Product: glucose dehydrogenase [FAD, quinone]-like
Exons: 4
Coding region: 507-2249 (580 amino acids)
Molecular function (GO): oxidoreductase activity, acting on CH-OH group of donors; flavin adenine dinucleotide binding
Source: RefSeq, a predicted model, not a curated record